AAACCACCAGCAUGCACUUCAUUAACGUCGGGCAGAAAGUACGUUUUUAAUCUGCAAUAUUUAAGGUCAGAUGUUUCUUUUGUUUUCUAUAUUUAGCUUCACUGGCUGUGGCCGUGUCACUAGCUGACAAUUGAGGCACCCUACGACAUUCACUUCUCUGAAAGUCAAAAUGGCUCUAGCAGCUGCACAAACCAGGUCAGUCUUAUUUAUCAAACGCAAAUAUCUGCAUGCUUUGAGGAAAACCUGCCUGUGGUUUUCAACGAAUGACACAAUUCUAGCUGAUCAGAGGAAACCACCACCGAAAACACAUUUGAGAAAAAGUCAAAAGAAGACUACUUUGACUGAUCUGUCCUGGGAGGAAAGGCUGUCUGAUGUGGUCACCCCUCUAUGGAGGCUGAGUUAUGAUGAGCAACUUGAGCUCAAGCUAAAGCACCAGGAAAGGAUCCUGUCUCAGCUGUCCGGGUAUCUUUCAGGUGAACUACAAUCACAGUCCUCAUUACCUGUCAGAACCAAACUCAGCUUCCCUGUCUUGCCUGUUCUGCCGUCACCAGUUAGGGAUGGUUACCGCAACAAGUCUACCUUUUCUGUUAACCGAGGAGUGGAUGGAAAUCCAAAGACGGUUGGAUUCUACGUGGGCACAGGGAAGAAGGGAAACAUUGUCUGCGUCAAUGGAGACCACCUUCUCAACAUGCCAGAGAUGCACACAAGGGUGGCCAGAUGUUAUCAGGACUUUAUCCGCCUCUCUUCUCUCGAGCCCUGCCUGCUGUUCCACACUGGGGGUCACUGGAGAGAGGUCACAGUGAGGACCAAUGCAGAGGGCCACACCAUGGCUAUAGUGUACUUUCAUCCACAGACGCUGACCCCAGAAGAGGUGGCGGUCCAUAAGGCUGAGCUGCUGGAUUACUUCACGCGAGGGCCGGGAUCAGUCUGCCAGCUGCACUCACUGUUUUUCCAGGAGAGCGCUAUGACUCGCUGUACUCAUGAGCAAUCACCCUACCAGCUCCUGCAUGGUCAGCCACACAUAUACGAGGAGCUGCUGGGAUUCAAAUUCCGCAUAUCUGCCGAUGCCUUUUUCCAGGUGAACCAGGCAGCAGCUGAGGUGCUGUAUAGCACAGUGAGACAACUGUGUAUCCCAAACCCAGAGGAAGGUAGGGAAAGGACACAAUUUGGUGGUACUCUUCUGGAUGUGUGCUGUGGGACAGGUGCCAUUGGCAUUAUUACAUCUCCCAGAGUGGACAGAAUUAUUGGUAUAGAGCUCAUAGAACAGGCAGUGGAAGAUGCUCGACACAACGCAGCUCUCAAUAAUGUACUGAACUGUGAGUUUAUCCCUGGGAAGGCUGAGGUGGCGCUUCCUGGAGUUAUGUCACAGUUGAGCUCUGCAGGUGCAGGUGGAGGGCCUCUGGCAGCUGUGGUGAAUCCUGCGCGAGCUGGCCUCCACUACCGAGUGGUACGAGCUUUACGAAACCAACCUAAUAUCCGCAGGCUGGUCUAUGUGUCCUGCAAACCGGAUGGGGAUGCUAUGAGGAACUUCAGGGAGCUUUGUUGUUCUCCUGACCCGAUGAAGAAACUCACAGGAGAGGCAUUUUCUCCAACUCUGGCUGUGCCUGUAGACAUGUUCCCACACACUCCUCAUUGUGAACUGGUGCUACUGUUUGAGAGGUAGCAGAUGAUUUAGUUCAGAGUUGAGCUUUAAACAAAACUAAUUUCUUUGUAACUCUGAUGUGGCAUCAAGUAAUAAUUCACUGUAUGCUAAAUAUAAUGGCUUAUCUUUAGCCACACACAUUUUCACUUAUUUUCUUGAUUAGACCUUGUUUCAGGGCUGCAACAAAUACUUAAUUAUUCUUUCGAUAAAUCUUUUAGGAUAUACAAUAUACUUACAUUGAGUCCAGUAUGAUGCUUUCAAAUUGCUUGUUUCGUCCACCAACAGUUCAAAUAUCAUAGUAUAUUCAAUUAACAAUGAUAAAGAAAAGAGAAAAAUGGCAAAUCCUCACAUUUGAGCAGUUAGAGCCAGCAAAUGUUGUUGCUGAUUCUUUGGACAAAUUCAAAAGGUCAUUUAGUCUCCGAGUUUUGUGGAGAUAGUGAAAUGUAAGGCUUUACAUGUAGAAGAGGCCAUCUCCUAUAGUGAACGCUACACCACAAACCCUGUCAUGAGACCUGUGACCUCUCAAAAAUAAAAGCCUCUGCAGAUCAACUUAUUUUCACUACAUGAGCUAAUUUUCUGUUAUUUUAGAUAGCGUACACCUUUUUUAAUCUUAUUGUUUUGUGUUGUACUGCACUGACAGAUUGUCUUUUACUACAGCAGGUGAACAGGUGAAAGUUCACCUUGGAUAAGAUAAGAUAAGAAGAUGUACUUUAUUGUUCCCAAAUUGGAAAAUGUUUUUGUCCCACCAGCACGUAAAACAAGGCAUCGCACCUAAUUAGAAUAUAAACAAUUAUAGAAUCUCAAAAUAUAAAAUUAAAUGGAACUAUAAAAGUUGACACUGAAGAUACAAAUCUGUGAACUAUCUAACAAAUAAAACACUAAGGGCCAAAUUACAGCUGACACAAUAUUAAAGUAGGAUAUGAUUUACAUUACAGAGUUGAGUCAACCAAUGUAUUACACUGUGUUUAUCCAUUAUAAACGUCACAAACCUAAAGGUGGCUGAAGAGUUGUUACAAUGGAUUCAUAAUUAUGUGAAAGAUGUUCAUAUUCUUUGUCCACAUUUGAGUGAUUCUCUUUGUCUGCCCUGCAGUAGCUGAAUUUGUGCAACAGAUGGCGCUAUAACCACUUUUAGUAGCCAUCCUAUUUGGUGAUAUCCCAUUCUAUCCAGUUUACUAAAGGUCAAUAUCAUAAUGAGUGUAGUUUGAGUGGUCCACCUUUUUUCCAGAGAGUUUACCAGGGUGUAUGUGAGUCAAUACAUUGCAUCAGGACGUCCUUGGCUUUUAGAUAGGAUGUUUUUUGAUCUCUUGGGUGAAGUCAUGGGAUGAUGAUGCUCAUGAGGGGUUAGCGUGAAGCUGGGAAAUGAACCUUUUUACACUGCCCAGGGUAUAGGGUUUAAACAGGCACAUACAUGCCCUUAUCAUAGUCAUGUUUACUAAAUCUGCUCUUGCUUAUUUUACCAAAAAAAAACAAUACGUUUCUGCGGUUUAUUGU
Molecule: messenger RNA, 3133 nt
Organism: Notothenia coriiceps (black rockcod)
Lineage: Eukaryota; Metazoa; Chordata; Actinopteri; Perciformes; Nototheniidae
Gene: trmt2b
Product: tRNA methyltransferase 2 homolog B
Exons: 2
Coding region: 170-1663 (497 amino acids)
Biological process (GO): RNA processing
Molecular function (GO): tRNA (uracil(54)-C5)-methyltransferase activity, S-adenosyl methionine-dependent; RNA binding
Source: RefSeq, a predicted model, not a curated record